GAAGGCUGAGGGAGGCGCACGGAGGAAAAGGAAGUGACCGUUGUUAGCGCCGUUCCUUAGAAACCGAAGCGAAGAUGAAGCGGCCAUUUAUUGAAAUAAUCUGAAAAAUACACAAGAGCGGGAGGUGGGGGAAGAUCAAGCGGGGAGGUUAGGCCCGGGGUUAGAGUGUGAGUGACGGGUCAGAGGGUAAAUGACGGGGUCAGGGGGUAAAUGACGGUGUCAGAUUGUGAGGCCUUUGAAAGGAGGCUGCAGCAGUGAAACCCGAGGUAGUGGCACUGAAGCUAGUGGCCGCCCAUGGAUAGCGACACGAACCUAGACGAGGAGGUGGAUCACUCCUUCUUUGACAGCGACGGCGAGCGGGGGCAGCAGGCGGCGGGGAGCAGGUGGGGUAGCAGCAGCCUCGGCCACUCGACACGGCCCUACUCCGGGAAGGAGCCCUACCGGGGCGGCGCGUCGGCGAUGGCGGCUGAAGAGAGAUGGAGCCGCAGAAGAUCGGGCGAGCGCGGCCUAGGAGGAGGAGGAGCAGCAGCGGUGGUAGUGUCCGCCGAGGAGAUGGACCCCGCCGAGGAAGAGAGGGGUAGCACCGCUUCGUCAGCCCCAGCCUCCACGUCCGCCUCCCCCUCGCCCCCAGACUCCCCUGCCCCAUACUCCCCAGACACCCCUUCAUCCCCUUCCUCGUCCUCAGCCAGCGGCAAGGGCACUAACGAGACCGUACUGAAAACCGAGGGCUCUCCCAACAGUUCAGCGGACGAGAGAACAAUUGACGAUGAAGAAAAAGAGGACACUAAAGCUCGACCCGGUUCCCACAGGAGCCAGGCUGGGAAUCAGAGUUCACAGCCCAGGUCCAAUGAAGCUGUCGAUACAGAUCCAGACGUGGGCGACUCCAAAUCGGCUGGGUCUUCCUCAUCUUCGUCGGAAGAGCAGUCUCAGUGUGUUUCUGCGUCCCUGCGCAAAUCCAAACCUUCCUCAAAAACAAGAAAAGGACAUCUCAAGGAUUCCUGCCAGGGCAAGAACCAGGACGAAGACGCCGAGGGUACAGUAACUGAUGUGACUGCUCUCUCUAGCCCAGAUAGCAGUCCUGUUCAUACCGUUCGCCGAUGUAAGCAAUCAAAGCCUAAAUCCCGUAGGAAAAAAAGCAGCAUUAAACAAGAAAACAUUAGCCAGGAAGUCUACAGCAGUCUGGACGCAAUAAGCUUUGAUAGGGAAACGGAUCAAGGGCGGCAAAAGUUCCGAAAGCAGAGGCAACAGAAAGAAGCCAAGAACAGUAACCCAUCUUCAAAGUCAGAUUCUUUGGAGCUCAAGAAGUUUGAUCAAAGACAUGGCCAGAAGAUCCUCAAUGAUGCCACUGACCUAAACCAGCUACUGAAAGCUAUGAUGCACUUGGAAAGGAGCGAGCUACGAAAGAUAGUGGCCGAUUUUCCGAAGAAGAAAUACAAGAAAAAUUACACAUUCAGUAAUGAAGAAGCUAGGCGAAUUGAUCGUGAAAAUCACAGAUUGUUACAAGAAUUGACACGAAAAGCCGCAAAACCAACAACUGUUGCAGCGAAGGCAAUCAUGCCUUCAACAAUUCGAGUUUAUCAUAGCACUCUAAACAGACAGCGGGAGCAAGAGAGAAUCGAACGAGAAAACUUGGCUUUUCUGAAGAGAUUGGAGGCAGUGAAGCCAACUAAAGAGCUGAGGCGUUCUAAUCAACUGAUGGAUUACCAACGACAGAUGUCAUUUGUGGAGUCCUCCUAUUCAUCGCAAAGCAGGCCACCAACAAGACUAAGUUCAAGAUCUGCCAGCCGCAAGAAUAUUCAUCCAGUGCCUAGCACAAAUGCCUAAGAUUCAGCUAAAUCAUUCGAACCUCUCUGAAUGGCCUGGUCAUAAAUGGUUAACUGAGCUAAGCUUAUUGUUACUGAUAAGUGACUUGUAUUCUGUGGCUACAUACUGUAUGUUUAAGACCAUUCUUAAACUGUAUUUUUAACAUAAAUCGAACUUCAUUAUUUCUGUCAAAUUGAGAUGUGUUUUUUACAAGUAUGCAUUGUGAGAUGAUAUCUGCUUAUACAUUUUGUACAAAAAGUCAUUUAAUAA
Stegostoma tigrinum is the source of this 2073-nucleotide messenger RNA. RefSeq names its product cilia and flagella associated protein 97 (gene cfap97). The record is from RefSeq and is a predicted model, not a curated record. The transcript has 4 exons. The coding region runs from base 295 to 1824 and encodes 509 amino acids. Gene Ontology annotation, biological process: spermatogenesis. NCBI's taxonomy places the organism in Eukaryota, Metazoa, Chordata, Chondrichthyes, Orectolobiformes, Stegostomatidae.